Molecule: messenger RNA, 836 nt
Organism: Microplitis demolitor
Lineage: Eukaryota; Metazoa; Arthropoda; Insecta; Hymenoptera; Braconidae
Gene: MCTS1
Product: malignant T-cell-amplified sequence 1 homolog
Exons: 6
Coding region: 150-698 (182 amino acids)
Biological process (GO): formation of translation preinitiation complex
Molecular function (GO): RNA binding
Source: RefSeq, a predicted model, not a curated record
AAAAUUACACCAUCGCCAUAUUUAAAAAAUACCGUAUGUGAUAUAUAUUUUUGUUUAUUCACAAUAUAUAUUACUGAUAUUUAAAAAAUUAAAAAAUAUAAAUUUUAUUUUAUUUGUAAUUUAAAAAUUAAAAAUUCCAUUGAGAUACAAUGUUUAAAAAAUUCGAUGAAAAAGACAGUGUUUCUGGUGUCCAACAAUUGAAAUCAUCGGUUCAAAAAAGUAUUAGAUCAAAAUUAUUAGAAUUGUAUCCUUAUCUUGAAAGUCACAUUGAUCAGAUAAUUCCUAAAAAAGAUUCUUUUCGUCUUGUAAAAUGUCACGAUCAUAUUGAAAUUAUGGUUAAUGGUUCUGGGGAACUUCUUUUCUUUCGUCAACGAGAAGGACCAUGGAUGCCUACGUUAAAACUUCUUCACAAAUAUCCUUUUUUCCUGCCAAUAGAACAAGUAGACAAAGGUGCUAUUAAAUUCGUUCUCAGUGGCGCUAAUAUUAUGUGUCCUGGUUUAACAUCAAAAGGUGCUAAGAUGACCCAAGUAUCAAAAGGAACUGUCGUUGCGGUUAUGGCAGAAGGAAAACAACAUGCGUUAGCUGUUGGUGUGACUACGCUAUCAACUGAAGACAUAGCCAAAGUUAAUAAAGGUGUAGGAGUUGAAAACUGUCAUUAUCUAAACGACGGUUUGUGGCAGAUGAAACCCGUCAAGUAAUUAAUUAAAUUAAGGUUCCUAUUUAUACACUAACUUAUAAUACAAUUAAUGUGAAAAUUCGCGCAAUCUUGUAAUCAAUUAUUGCCACUAAAUAUUGAUUGUAAUUUUUUAUUUGUAUAAAUGAAAUCAUGAAAUUUA